Messenger RNA from Wyeomyia smithii (pitcher-plant mosquito), 1152 nucleotides. Its product is annotated as 40S ribosomal protein S5. The coding region runs from base 298 to 963 and encodes 221 amino acids. Gene Ontology annotation, molecular function: structural constituent of ribosome; rRNA binding; mRNA binding. Gene Ontology annotation, cellular component: ribosome; cytosolic small ribosomal subunit. The record is from RefSeq and is a predicted model, not a curated record. The transcript has 4 exons. NCBI's taxonomy places the organism in Eukaryota, Metazoa, Arthropoda, Insecta, Diptera, Culicidae. Gene Ontology annotation, biological process: translation; ribosomal small subunit assembly.
AACCAAAUCCAGCGGUACAGCUCGUUACAACCAAGCAAAGUUAUGUGAAUAUUUAACCAAAAGUAGUGCGUAAAGUGUGUAAAAUUGUACCCAAAAUUGUUGCUUCACGACCGAAUCAGUGGCACUUUUCGUGGGUUAUGUCUUCAAUUCGUUCAUUUGCUUCUGGAUCUUGAAGGUGCCUACACGUGUUUAGUUCUACUUCCAAUGGUUUCUUUGAGAAAUUGCAAUCAUAACUUUGAAAGUGUUAUAAAGUGAUUCUAGCUUGCUACGCUUGGUUGAAACGAAAAUUCUGCACUCAUGUCGAAGAUCGAGGGUUUCGAAAACUUUGAUGAGGGCGAAGACCAGCCGCAAGUGUUUGAACAAGCACCGGUUGUGCAGCCUGCGGAACUACCGGACAUAAAGCUGUUCGGUCGCUGGAGCAGCGAUGACAUUCACAUUUCCGAUAUUUCCGUUUCGGAUUACAUCGCUGUGAAAGAGAAGCACGCCAAAUAUCUACCACACUCGGCUGGUCGGUAUGCGGCCAAACGUUUCCGUAAGGCCCAAUGCCCAAUUGUGGAGCGCCUAACAAAUUCACUGAUGAUGAAAGGACGCAACAACGGCAAAAAACUGAAAGCCGUUCGCAUUGUUCGCCAUGCGUUCGAAAUCAUGCAUCUGCUAACCGGUGAGAAUCCGUUGCAAAUUGUGGUACAAGCUAUCAUAAAUUCCGGACCACGUGAAGACUCGACUCGUAUCGGUCGCGCUGGUACUGUGCGUCGUCAAGCAGUAGAUGUGUCGCCGCUACGUCGCGUGAACCAGGCUAUCUGGCUUCUGUGCACCGGUGCCCGUGAAGCGGCAUUCCGUAACAUUAAGACUAUUGCUGAAUGUUUGGCUGAUGAGUUGAUCAACGCCGCUAAGGGUUCCUCCAAUUCCUACGCCAUCAAAAAGAAAGAUGAAUUGGAGCGUGUCGCUAAAUCCAAUCGAUAAGCAGUUACAACACUGGGUUAUGACAGCUGGUUUGAGGCGGGUUUAUAUCUCCUUUCCAUCCAAUGGAGAACGCGCACUUCAAAACGCCUGUGUGCGCAUUAGAAUAUUGUUUGAGUUUGACCGCAACUGUUAGCUUUUUCUCGCAUUACAACGUGAAUAAACAAAGCAGAAAUGUGAAAAUUCAAACAA